UCACAGCUGCAAGCACAAAUCCACCAACCAUCAUGGCUGGACUGAUCGUACCAGACGUCAAUCUAUUCCCGCUGACAAACUACUCGUUCGGGAUCAAGGAUCCGCAGUACGAGCGCGACCCUUCCGUCCCAACGCGCAUGCAGCGCCUCAAGGACGAGUUUGAGCAGUACGGAUCGCGCCGCACGGUCGAGGCCGUCCUCCUAGUCCACGAGCACAACCACCCGCAUCUGCUCCUGCUGCAGCUGGGCACUACAUUCUUCAAGCUACCGGGAGGCGAACUGGACAUUGGCGAGGACGAAAUCACUGGUUGCCAGAGGUGGCUCACCAAGACGCUGGCAGUGGAGGGCACAUCCAUCCCUUGGAAUGUGUGCGAAAUCGUUUGCAACUGGUACCGACCUAGCUACGACCAGAAUCAAUAUCCUUAUAUUCCAGGCCACGUUACACGACCAAAGGAGCACCGAAGAGUGUUUGUUGUUGAGCUGCCUCCCAAUGCCGCCCUUGCAGUGCCAAAGAACUACAAAUUAGUCGCAGCCCCACUAUUCGAGCUGCACGACAAUCCUCAGACGUACGGUCCCGUUAUUGCUCAGCUGCCAGCCAUGCUUAGUCGAAUCAACUUUGUGUACAACUAGUUGCGCUGUUGUUGCGAGUAACAUGAAUGUCAA
This is a messenger RNA of Capsaspora owczarzaki ATCC 30864, 662 nucleotides long. RefSeq names its product cleavage and polyadenylation specific factor 5. The record is from RefSeq and is a predicted model, not a curated record. The transcript has 5 exons. Gene Ontology annotation, cellular component: mRNA cleavage factor complex. Gene Ontology annotation, molecular function: mRNA binding. Lineage: Eukaryota; Filasterea; Ministeriida; Capsasporidae. Bases 33 to 629 code for a protein of 198 amino acids.